CUUCUUCAAAACACCACUAUACCUACUCCUCGAAAAUUUUAAGAUAUUUUGCCUUGGUUUUGAUAUUGUAUAUAUUCAGAGGUUUACCUGUUGAACAAGAGUAUAUAGAGUUUAGUAGCCUUUGGAAGGGCAUGAAAGAUUAUUAUCGAAGAACCUUUUUACAAUAAAAGCAGAAAUGUCGGAUAUGAGAGAUAAAUCAAGUUCAAUGUCGGAUUCCAAUCAUUCAUUACCAUUAGAAAACAAGACUACUGCUCCUAACGACUCUAAAAUUGAGAGUAUUGUGAAAGCACAAAUUCUUUUCUUGCUAUCCACUUUAAGGGAAGAUCAGUAUGAUACAAAACUUGAGCAAAUUAGGCAACUUAUCAAUAAGAACGCGCCAGGUGUAUAUCACCAUUUCUUGCGUCGUUUAGUGCAAGGUAAUUCCUACCGUAUCUUCGGUACUGGGAAGUCAUCUGACGGUCUGGCGACCUACAAAUUGUUGUUAGACGAGUUGAAGUCAUUAACAAAGUCUUGGCCUUUAGCAAAGCGUUUCAGUGAUGCCAUUUCGGGAUCUGAUUCAGAGGUUUUCGAAGACUUUGAUAUUGAGACAUUUUUAAAUCACUUUCAGUUUUCCCCUAUAGAACGCACAAAUAUAUUAAUCGGUUUAACUACCUCCAUAAAACCAUCUCUAUCUAAAAAGGCAUCAGCUUUGCUAAAGGAGGAUUUCCAGCCUUUGUUGAACCAGCUCUCUAAUCCUAAUCUUCAACCGUACAUGGAAAAGGUUGAUUUGGAUAUGUUGAGGGAAGGCCUGUUUACUUCAGAUUAUGACCGUAUACCGCUGAUUCAAGUCCCCAAAUUUGAUUCGGUGGUUGAGAAACGUCUAGCUAAUUGCCGCCCUCUUACUGCUCUGUUUGGUAACUUAAAGAAUUCGAAAGCUACCCUGAAAACCAUGAAAGAAGCCAUAACUAAGAAAUAUCCUCCUGAAUCCGUAACCGAAUCAGAUGUUGCUUUCCUCAUUAAUUCUUUAGUUGCAAUCCACGAUUAUGGUUCAUGGGACACAGUCUUGAUGGGGAAGGCAAUUGUAUCAGCCUUUGAGCAUUUAGAUUGGGAAUCGAUGCUUCCUAUGUUCGAUAAUCCGAAAUUUAUGGUUACUGGAAGCCCUAGUCUCAUUUUAUUCAUGACUAUUUUUACUAAUGCUUUCAAGCUCAAACAGCGAACGUUCACGUUAGAUUUUCUUUGGAAUCUUUGGAAGAACCCCUUAUCUCAGCUAUCUAUAAUCUCGCAUAUUAUUUUGACACCUAGCCAUCUGUUUGACAUCAAAGGGUAUAAUAUAACACCUAUCGUUUCUGUCGGAGAUUUGGAUGGUUACAGUGAAGAACUUGUUAACUAUGCUAAGGGAUACGAACAGAGUAAUCUUAAUUGCCUAGAAUUGGUUCGCGUACUUCUUCGGUUACUAACUGAAGUUGUCACUUACGAAACCUCCUUAUUUUUGAAUUUUCUAGAUGAAAAAAUUUCCGCCGAGCUUUUACUUCUGGGAACUCUUCAGUUAUCUAUGCCAUGGAAUCAAGUACAGGAGUCAUUAGCUUUCCAAUGGUGUUCUGACUUUUUCAGUAAUUUUCCCCAACACAAGUUUGUCUUUCAUAGAAUCGAACAUACUAAUCCUCAAUUUCUCUUUGCGUUCUUGCGGAGCUUAUGGCUAAAAGACAGUUUCUUAAUUGGCCAGAUUGUGAGCUUUAUUCUUGAAAAUAAUUUUGUCGAGCACAUCAAUAGUGUUCAACCUAAUCGUUUUGCUUUGGAGAUUGCGGCUCUUGCUUGUGCCCGUAAGGCAAUUAACUUUCAAACUUGGCUUGAUGGAAGGUUAUCUGAAUUCAAAGAUGCUGAAAGCCUAAACAUUUUUCUUGUUGAGGUGUUGGACUUUUUAAUGGUCCAUGCAGCUUUGCAGAAGUCACCAACCGAGAACAAGGAGCAGCUUAUACCUUUAUCCAUCGAUGUCGUUAACAUUCUUUUAACUACCUUAAUGGACAAUGUCAGUAUUUCAGAAGAAGUCAGCGAACACAUUAAGGACGUACAGAUUCUCUGCCUUCAGGUUUACCCUCGUCUUUUUGCACUGGGACAUGAUCGUGAUGAUCUUAUUAUAAAUGUUAAUGGUACGAAUUCCUUCUCUUCCGAUGUGGAAGCUGAAGUAGAAUCAUUUUUCCAAGCCUUAUACGAGCGCAAGCUAUCCAUUGGUAAAAUUGUACUUACUCUGCAAACUUUUAAAAAGUCCGAAAAUCCUCGUGACUUGGAUCUAUUUGCUUGUCUGCAACACAGUCUUUUUGAUGAGUAUAGAUUUUUCCCUGAUUAUCCUCUAGAAGCUUUGGCACUAACUGCAGUUCUAUUCGGCAGUCUUAUUCAAUUUGAUCUCCUUUCUUUUGUACCUCUUGGAGUGGCUCUGCGUUAUGUGUAUCAAGCUCUUUUAAUGCCUACAGAUUCCAAAAUGUUCAGAUUUGGUAUGCAAGCCUUAGUACAAUUCCAGGACAAGCUUCCGAAGUAUAUAAAUUACUGUAACUUGAUACUUGGGAUCCCUUCUUUGCAAUUAACACGACCCGAUAUUUAUAAUUCUAUUAAAGAGAUGAUUGCUUCCGCAGAAACGUCAACAUUGGAAGCCGAGAAGGAGGUUGUGAUACCUGAAACUUCGGCCCUUCCGAGUCCUAAAGCGCCAUCUUAUUCCUUUGUUUCCAUAAGAGUGCCUGCAUUAUCUUUCCCCAACGUUGGCGGUGAAAUUCAGGAGUCCGUGUGUGACAACAUUCUUUUCGCAUUGAACAAUUUGUCACAGCUUAAUUUUAAUGAGAAGUUACAGACUGUCAAAGAAAGUUUGACACCUCCUUAUUUAGCAUGGUUUUCUCACUAUAUAGUAACACAACGUGUUAGCCGAGAAGCCAAUUUCCUUACUUUGUAUAGUAAGUUUCUGGAAGAAUUGAAAAAUAACGACUUAUACAAGAUUGUGUACAGAGAUACUUUGCAAGCUGCUUUGGAUAUCUUAAAUUUAGACACUGACACAUUGUCUUCUAUAGAAAAGUCAAGUUUGAAAAAUUUGGGAUCGUGGCUUGGAAGUAUAACUUUAGCAAGGAACAAGUCAAUCACAACUAUGAACGUCGCAUUCAAGGAUUUAUUACUGGAAGGUGUCGAUAGUGAGAGGAUUGAUCGUGUCCUUCCUUUUGUAUGCAAAGUACUGGAAAAGGUUACAUUAUCAAAGGUUUUUAAGCCACCAAAUCCUUGGUUGAUGGGAAUUUUGAGGUUGUUAGUUGAAUUAUACCAGUUCGCUGAUUUCCGUCUGAACAUGAAGUUUGAAAUUGAGUUGUUAUUACAGAGUAUCAACGUAAAAAUUGAAGACAUUGAGCCUUCGGAGUUGUACAGGAAUCAUUUAAUUCACAAAGCCGAUUUGGAGAGGGAUCUUCCAGAAGACAUCGGCAGCCAGGACUUGCAUAGUGAUGCUAACAUUAUAAUGCAAUAUAUUGCAGCAGCUUCGCCGCAAAUUAUUGUUUCCGAUACCGUUACUCAAAUAUUUGGAAAAUCUAAAGCGGCCAUCAAAAACAGUAUGCACUUAAUCAUACAACAAUCAGUUUUAGAGAUUAUAUCCGCUGUCGUCAGACGAUCUGUAGGUAUAUCCGCCAUAACCACCAAGAACUUGAUACAAAAAGACUUUGCAGCUGAAUCAAAUCCUUCAAAUUUGCUACUGGCUGCUAGGCAGAUGGCUAAAACUUUGGCUGGAAAUUUAGCCAUGGUUACAUGUCGGGAACCCUUACAAAUGCUGAUGAUCAACAAUUUGCGUACUAUGAUUUUACAAGAUGCAGAAAAUGUACACGCGGCUGUUGCUCAGGCAAUAGAUGAGCUUGUUCUUCAAAAUUUGUUUAUUGCCAGUUCUAUUGUUGAGACUGUUGCGUCUGAAACUGCCGUCGCAGAAAUUGACGCGGAAGUGGAACCUAUGAUUGUUGAACGUGUUCAUCAUAGAAAGACUAAUCCGAAUGUUCCAUUUAUUGAUUCCGCUGGAGCAGCUAAUUUACAUCUAAACUUGCCUGGGAUACUGAAACUUUCUUCCGAAUUAGCACCUCAACAAUUUCAAUUAUAUGAAAAUUUUGAUCGCCUUAGUCUGUUUACCAUUAUGAGCAACUCUGGUUACGGUAAUGUAAGCGAGUCUCGAUCAGAAAUUGCUGAGGAUUCAGAAACGCCGAAUGCAAGCAUGAAUGUUCCUAUGGAAGAUGAAGCAAAUCAGGCUGCACUAAACUAUGCCAGAAAUCUUUUAUUGGUGAUAGCACAGAUUUUGCAACUGUCCAGUCAAGUACCGUUUACGAGUAUGCAGGAGGUACCUGCUGAGCAUGAAUUCCACGAUUUGGUUAAUCAAUUUUUGACAGGUGUUGCUGCAAUAAACCAUCCUAUUGCUGAUCACGUGUUCCUUUUGUGUGCACAGGAAUGUUGCCGAAUUCUUUUACUAGAAAGUGCUUCCCCCUUUAUAUUAGAAGUGUUCUGUGCGAUUUUAGAAUAUAUAUGUCAAGCUUCCAAAAAGACUGCUAUCAGUGUUUCUUUGUAUUGGAACUUUUCUAGUGAUAUUGAAAAAUUGAAUCUCCCUGUUAUCCUUAGUCUAAUUCGAUUUGGGAUCUUGACAACUGCCGAGGUCGAUUACCAUGUUGCUCGAGGUAUAGACUCUGAACAAGGUAAAGGUCCUGUUACUACGUUCGCUAUAGGACUACUGAAUACGGCUGUUAGCGGAGAAAACCCCAUGGCAUUGCCAGGUAAUUUUGUGAAUUCCAUCAGUAGUCUAUACAAGCAUAGCCCUAUGUUUACUGGCGAAAUGAAGGAAGCCUAUGACCAAUUAUUUGAGUCGAUGGGUAAAAUAGCCUCCCCUGCACAGGAAAUUUUGGCAGUUCUUGACAAUAAAGAGCAAUUAAAUGAUCAAAUGAUUAUUAUCUUUGUUUCCUGGGUUCAUCUAUUGCGUAAUUCAGGAACUGAUGAUGCUCUCAAGGCAGCCUUUGUUUAUCAGCUUCAUAAACAAGGAAUUUUGGGUGAUCUAGAACUGACAAUACAGUUUUUCCGCUGUAAUUUAGAAGCUGUUCUGGUUGCUUUCUUGGAAGCCGCAUCAGCGAAUGCACCAGAUUAUUGCAACGUAGAUGCUUUAGCAUCUCUAAUCGUCAACGUUGUAAAAUACUCCGAAGCAAAAGGUGAAGAGAGUACGAGCUCAAACAAGAGUGUUUUUUUCCGAAAAAUUAUGGCUCUUAUCACAGGAAUUUUUGCCGAAUUGCAUAAUUCAAUGGAUGAAUUUGUUCAUCAGAAGACGUUCUUCAGAUUAUUUUCAAGUAUCUUAUCCGAACUUGAUGAAAAUAAAGAAGCCUUCGAGUCAACGUUUUCGGAAAUAUUCGUCAUAUUUCUUCAUAGUCUUCUUGCUAUUCAACCUAGUUACUUCCCUGCCUUUACAUUUGCAUGGCUAAGUUUAAUUUCGCAUGCUUACCUUUUGCCUAAAAUUCUUAUGGCUAAUAACGAAGAGAUUAACAGUCUUUACGGUGAAAUUUUAGCUUCAUUUUUGAAAUUUUUGGGUCUAAAGGAUGGAUACGAUAAGGCACAGUUUAAGUUGUUAUAUAACGGGUUUUUACGUAUUGUCCUUGUCUUGUUGCACGAUUUUCCCGGAUUCUUAGCAACUCAUUGCUAUCAUCUGAUUCCACAUAUUCCUUUGGAAUGUGUACAACUUCGGAAUAUGAUUUUAAGUGCUUUCCCUAACGAUAUGCAUUUGCCAGAUCCUUUCGCACAAGGCUUAAAGGUAGGAAGAUUACCGGAAGUAGCUUGUGCUCCUUUAAUUUCUGAUACCAUCUUGUCUUCUUUGGAUGAUUUUGGUUCUCAGUUGAGUUUAGAUGCUUGUCUGGCUUCUAAUAAGCCAGCUGACGUUGGCAAAUUGUACCUUGAAGCAUUUUCAAGUCUUGAGUCUUCCGAACAAUUGAAUGAAUGGGCUAAUUUGUUUGUUUUGUGGCUUAUUCGAUUCGCUACGAGGGAUUUACAGUCGAAACAGGCACCCCAAUUCCAAGCGAAAUCACCUGAAUGUGUGAUUAUUAGCACAAUCAAUAAGCAUUGCGACUCAAGAUGUCGUUACUUCUUAUUGACAGCUAUCGCUAAUCAACUACGUUAUCCCAGUAGUUAUACAUAUUAUGCUAGCUGUUUCUUCUUAUAUCUCUUUAAGAGUUCUUCAAACAUUCCUCAAGAAUUGCUAAUAAAGGAGCAAAUGACAAUGGUUCUGCUGGAGAGAAUUAUAUGCAAUCGUCCUCAUCCAUGGGGACUUCUAAUUACUUUCACUGAACUAUUAAAGAAUGAAGAUUACAAUUUUUGGAAACACCCUUAUAUCCGACGAAAUGACGAAAUUAGAAGGUUAUUUGAUAGUCUUCAUGAACAUAUAAUGGCGCCCUCGGCAAACAUUUUGAGUACCAAAGAAGAAGGAACAGAGAUAAUGGGUCAAGUCUAAAAACAGUGAAUGUUUCUUAAGCUUAGUGGUUAUACAUUAAACGUAUAUAAAAGAAAAACCUAUUCUCGAUUAAUACGAGAGAUGUUUGCAUUUAGAAGCGGUUAUUUUGAAAAAGGAAUGAGAAAAGAACCCUCACUUGUUGAUCCAACUCACGGAUUAUUUAUUGUAAGAUACGAAAGCAUAUAGAUUAUGAUACUUAUUCAAUAUAUUACCCAAUUUCAAUAGAAUUACAAUAAUGUACAGAUAAAAGAAAAAGUGAACCGGUAACG
This is a messenger RNA of Schizosaccharomyces octosporus yFS286, 6729 nucleotides long. Its product is annotated as CCR4-Not complex subunit Not1. Bases 176 to 6460 code for a protein of 2094 amino acids. Gene Ontology annotation, cellular component: P-body; CCR4-NOT core complex. Gene Ontology annotation, molecular function: molecular adaptor activity. The transcript has a single exon. The record is from RefSeq and is a predicted model, not a curated record. Gene Ontology annotation, biological process: nuclear-transcribed mRNA catabolic process, deadenylation-dependent decay. NCBI's taxonomy places the organism in Eukaryota, Fungi, Ascomycota, Schizosaccharomycetes, Schizosaccharomycetales, Schizosaccharomycetaceae.